AUGACUCUCAGGGACUCUGAAGGUCUUGAAAAUGCAUGGCAACAAGAAGGUCCGACCGUUGUAAAUCAAUUUUCUCGCACGCCACCUCAAGGUAAGCAUACCAUCCAGGUCAAGUCCUUUGAGAAGCUCUGGUUCACGCGAAGUAUAGGUUUUUCCUCCACUUCCGAACCACCUACAGUCAUAUAUGAGGGUUACAAGUUUUUUAAAGCAGACCCCAUUCCAGGCGAAGAGGCCUCAUGGACCAAGGUCGAGCGCACGAAGAUGCUCAUGACACAGAGCGAUUACUGCAGGAAGGUUCAGAAGCGCGCGAACAAAAUCUCUGCAGCUCAGCAGUAUCAGUUUUUAUCUGAAAUUCGACAGGCACAUAUUAAUCAACUGAUCGCUGAGCGACGGCUGUUGACUCCUGAGGUCGAGUGGAGUUGCGUGUAUGCCAAGGAGCGUGAGAAGCCUUCCAAAGCUCGCAAUGCUCGUCGCGAUGAUUAUGAGAUCGUAUCUAUGCAGAUAAUUCUAAUGCAACGGCCUGUAAAGACGAAGACUCAUUUUCGGACACCUAUGGGGGAUCUCGUGGACUUGGGUGUUCAUUUCGGUCCACGUCCUGAUAGGGCAAGGUGGUCUAGUGAUGAGGAGACUCACGAAGUGAGAGAUACAGGCUUACUACCCCGCAACAGAGAUCGCUUUGUACCUGCUUUCCCAAGGCCUCGACGAAGUCAAACUUUCUCGGGAAAUGAGGCGGGACAAGAUCGCUUGGAGCGAGAGCCCCUCCCACGUCCAGCUACGGCUACGGCUCUUCGUCGAAGGCCUGAACUAGAUGGCCAAACAUGGGCUAAAAUUGACGAUGAAGAAGAGGCACAUUCAGAGUAA
Messenger RNA from Penicillium odoratum, 861 nucleotides. RefSeq lists its product as uncharacterized. The record is from RefSeq and is a predicted model, not a curated record. The transcript has a single exon. NCBI's taxonomy places the organism in Eukaryota, Fungi, Ascomycota, Eurotiomycetes, Eurotiales, Aspergillaceae. The coding region runs from base 1 to 861 and encodes 286 amino acids.